This is a messenger RNA of Urocitellus parryii (Arctic ground squirrel), 1191 nucleotides long. The record is from RefSeq and is a predicted model, not a curated record. NCBI's taxonomy places the organism in Eukaryota, Metazoa, Chordata, Mammalia, Rodentia, Sciuridae.
GAGCUUUGCUCGUGGCGCCGCGGAGCUCCGGAUAGAGGACAUUGAUGCUUGGGCUGCACGUCCAGGGCGCGGCUACCUCGUCCCGCUGACAAUGUGCACAGAAGAUGCAGCCUGACCCGAGCUGCCGUCUGGAGCCCUGGCUGUGCUGGGACCAUGAGGGYCUUGGAGGACAGUCUCUUCUGGAUGCUGCUCCUGGCCCUCUGCUGGGUGGCAAGUGCCACAGAGCAUGCGGAGGUGGCAAAACAUGCCAUCAAGCUGCACCGCGGCAAGGGAGCACCUGCCGCCCAGAGGAGGCAGUGGGCCCUGGACAGCUGCAGGAAGCUCACCGGGCUCCUUCGGCAGAAGAGUGUUGUUCUCCACAAGCUGAAGAGUGCCAUCAGAGCGGUGGAAAAAGACGCUGGCCUGUCAGAUGAAGAGAAGCUGUUCCAGGUGCACACGUUUGAGAUUUUCCAGAAGGAACUGAAUGAAAGUGAGAAUUCCGUCUUCCAGGCCAUCCACGGGCUGCAGAGAGCCCUGCAGGGGGACUACAGAGAYGUGGUCAACAUGAAGGAGAGCAGCAGGCAGCGGCUGGAGGCCCUGCGGGAGGCCGCCAUCAAGGAAGAGACCGAGUAUGUGGAACUUCUCGCCGCAGAAAAACAUCAGGUGGAAGCCCUUAAGCACAUGCAGCAUCAGAACAAGAGCCUCUCCAUGCUGGACGAGAUCCUCGAGGACGUGAGGAGGGCGGCAGAUCGCUUAGAGGAGGAGAUAGAGGAGCAUGCCUUYGAUGACAACAAAUCAGUCAAAGGGGUCAACUUUGAGGCAGUUUUGCGGGUGGAGGAGGAAGAGGCCAGUUCCAAGCAGAACAUCACAAAGCGGGAUGUGGAGGAGGGCCUGGGCUUGAGCAUGCUGAUCGACUCCCAGAACAACCAGUAUGUCCUCACGAAGCCCCGGGACGCCACCAUUCCACGUGCAGACCACCACUUCAUAAAGGACAUUGUCUCCAUAGGCGUGCUGUCCCUACCUUGUGGCUGGCUGUGCACAGCAAUAGGGCUGCCCACCAUGUUUGGGUACAUCAUCUGCGGUGUGCUUCUGGGGCCUUCAGGACUGAACAGCAUCAAGUCCGUGGUCCAGGUGGAGACCCUGGGAGAGUUCGGGGUCUUCUUCAGUCUCUUCCUCGUGGGCCUGGAGUUCUCCCCGGAGAAGCUGAGAAAG